CCCUACAAAGCCGCAUCGCCUCCAGCUACCCGCCGUUCCCUCCAUGCCAUUCCCCCGAGCCAUUCCCGCCGUGACGCCGUAGCCGCGCCUGCAUGCGCGCGCGCGCGUAACCAGGAGGAACCAGCUAGCACCGGGCUGUGUCCGGCCGGCCGGCGAUGGGGUGCACCAGCUCGGUGGAGGCGCGGCGCGACAUGCGCUGGGUGGAGGCGGCGGCCGUCGGCCCGCGCGCGAGGCGGAGCUUCUCGCUGUCGUCCGCCGACCGGCAGCGGCUGCGGGCCAAGGCCGCGUCCGUGCUGCGCAGCCUCGGCCCCGUCCCGGGCCGGCGAUCCGGCGCGUCGUCGAGCAAGUACGCGACCCUGUCGGUCGAGGAGAUCAUGGUGAAGUUCGAGAAUGACCGCGCCUUGCGGGAGGUGCUCGCCCGUCUCAAGGAGACGGCGGCGGCGGCGGCGAAGCGGAAUGCCGCCGUCGGGCCUAGGACAAGCACGCCGACGCUGACGCCGCCCAACGAGCCGGAGGUGAUCAAUGCGUGGGAGCUCAUGGCCGGGCUCGAGGACGAGGGGCCCACGCCGCGGGCAACGCAUCAUGAGCCCCCGCCGACGACGCCGCCGUGGAUGCUGGCCGACCAGGACGUGCCCGUUGCCUUCGAGUUUGACCCGGAGAUACUGUCCAGCUUCCGGGAGGCCCUCGCGCAGGACACGUCGCCGUCACAGCAGCCGAUCACGGCCAGCUCGCCCACGGACAAGGAGGAAUCGGCGUCGCAGCAACAGGCGAAGGUCGCCGACGACGCCAGUGCAUGCACGCCGGUGUCGCCGCCCACCAGGGACACCGCGAGCUCACCCGCGGACAAGGAGAAGGAGGAACCUGCGUCGCAGAAGGAGAAGAAGGACGGCGCCGACGCAAGCGCAUGCACGCCGGCCUCGGCGCCCACCAGGGACAUGCCGGAGCUCGCCGGCAUCGUGCGCGCCCGCAUCAACGCGUUCCAAGAAAAGAUCCAAGAGCGGAGGACGAGCAACGGCGCCCGCGACACCAAGGUGUUGGGGCCGCCGGGCGGCAGGCGGAGGGCGGUGGUGUACUUCACCAGCCUCCGCGGCGUGCGCAAGACGUUCGUGGACGGCUGCAGCGUGCGCAACAUCCUGCGCAGCUACGGCGUGCGCCUGGACGAGCGCGACGUGUCCAUGCACGCCGCCUUCAAGUCCGAGCUGGCCCAGCUCCUCACCGGCCCCGCCACCACGCUCCCGCGCGUGUUCGUCGACGGGCGGUACCUGGGCGGCGCCGAGGACGUGCAGGCGCUGCACGAGGCCGGCGAGCUCUCGCGCGCACUGGAGGGGUGCGACGCCGCGCCAGUGCGCAAGCUCGGGUGCAUGCAGGCGUGCGCGGCCUGCGGCGACGUCCGGUUCGUGCCCUGCGAGACGUGCUACGGCAGCUGCAAGAUCUUCGUCCAUUACGAGGAUGACGACGACGACGGCGAGUUCCAGCGGUGCCCGGACUGCAACGAGAACGGCCUCAUCGGAUGCCCCGUCUGCUGCUGCUGAUGCUCUGUUUUUUUCCGUUACAGUCUACCGUAGGCUAAAGUUCUCCUGCUGUUCUAGUUGCUUCUACUUUGUACAGUGUGAAGAGCAUUUACAGAAGAAUCCUACUAUAUCCGGCAAGAGGUUUUGCUUA
Messenger RNA from Aegilops tauschii subsp. strangulata, 1662 nucleotides. RefSeq lists its product as uncharacterized. Lineage: Eukaryota; Viridiplantae; Streptophyta; Magnoliopsida; Poales; Poaceae. The record is from RefSeq and is a predicted model, not a curated record.